Messenger RNA from Polychytrium aggregatum, 907 nucleotides. RefSeq lists its product as uncharacterized. Lineage: Eukaryota; Fungi; Chytridiomycota; Chytridiomycetes; Polychytriales. The transcript has a single exon. Bases 199 to 702 code for a protein of 167 amino acids. The record is from RefSeq and is a predicted model, not a curated record.
CCUCCUGUUCCGAUGGAGCGGCCAUGGGAGCCGGAGAGCCGAUGCGGGCGUGGCUUGGGGCCAGGGCGGCCCAUAUAAAGCUGCAACAUUGCCGUCAUCGUCGCCACCAUCACCAUCACCAUCGCCAUCACCAUCGCCAUCGCCAUUGGCAUCACCAUUGGCAUCCCCCUUCGCUGCAGGACCGCCUCCCGCGCCGCCAUGUCGUCGACCAAGGAUUUACUGCGUAUCUACAGCAAGUACAACGUCUGGGCGUAUCGCCGCCUGCUGGUGGCCGUCGAGCAGCUCUCUGACCAGGCAUACCACUCCAAUACGGGCCUGGCCUUCCGGUCCAUCCACGGCACACUCAACCAUUUGUAUCUGGGCGAUCAGCUCUGGAUCAAGCGCUUCAAAAACGACACCAACGGCAUCGCGUCCAUCUCGAGCUUCUGGACCGAGGCCGAGGUCUACUCCAAGCCGGGCGAUGCUGAGUGCUACUGGGAAAAGUAUAUCACCGACCGCAAGGUGUUGGCAGCGUCGAUCUUGACCCAGGUAGGAGUGCAAUCUUGUCCUGGCCGUUCGAGCGGCAGGGCCAUUUCCUGGACGAUCAUGGGGGCGAGACUGGGAGGGCUCGCCUUGCGACAAGCAGCAACCGGUACUGACGCAUGUGCCGCCCAUGGUGCCGAUACAGGCCAAGGAGUACGACGAGUUCAUUGCCGCUCUUGAUGCCUCGACCGACUUUUCGGACACCUUCAGUCACCACGACUCGCAUGGGAUUCUUCGACAGCGCCCCCUGGGCAAAACCCUGCUGCACGUCGUCAACCAUGCGACCCACCAUCGGGGCCAGAUCUCUGCCGCCGUGACAGCCUUGGGCGGCCGGCCUCCGAUCAUGGAUUUGGCGUAUUUUGACGAGUCGCAGGAGUAGACUGGA